UUGUUCUCAUAUUUUAAAUUUUUAUUUUUAUUAAAUUAAUUAAAUUAUUUUAUUUUUAUUAUCUGUAUGCCAUAUACUUGUUACGAGAUUAUAAAUAAAUAAAUAAAUAAAAAAUAAAUAAAUAGAUAUGAAGUAUGGGAUGCCUGGUAGAUUUCUUUGUUCAUUUUCUUAUAGGGGAAGAAACGGACCGAGUCCACGGUAAGGAAGAAGCAGCAAAAAGAGAGAACCAGAAAGGGAAUCCAGGAGAAAGCAGAAGAGGGGAGAGAGAAAACAAAGAAGCAGAGAAUCAAUAGGGAAGAGAAGAAAAGGAGAAUAAAUAAACUUUCUUCCCAUUUGUGGGACGACUUGACCUGUUCUGCAUGAUACGGGGGGAAAAAAAAGCACACUGUCCGGGAUCGUUUGCUAACUCUAGAACUUUUACCCUGUUUUCUUAAAUUAGGCUACAUACAUGUCUAAGUGUGGAAGUUGUGUGUAGGUCUUUGUCAAAUUCUGCAAGUACGAGAGUUGGAAGGUUGCAAUUAGGUGCACUCUUCUGAACAACAUAGACUGUACCAGAAAACUUGCAGUUUCAGAGCUCUUUGAGCAAACAGGUUCCAAAUGGGGAGGCUCUAUCUCAUUGAAUACGAUCAAACUCCUGAUAAGAGAUUCUACUUGUGCCGUUCAUGCCAAACGCACAUUGCAUCAACCCAAGAUUUUCUUUCUAGUACUCAUGUGAGCAUCUUCUUUGAAAAAGUUGUCAACGUGGUGAUUGAUGAUCCAGUACAUUAUUGGAGAGAUUUGAAGGAUAGAACAGUGGCAAAUGUCUUUUGUAUCAAAUGCAACAUACUUUUGGGCAGAAAAUAUGUUGAAGUUGAAGAACCCACCCUGGAAGUAAGGGAAGGAACAAUUCGAAUGGAAAAGAAAAAUCUCCUGUUUUGGAAUGGAGUGCUAGUUGAUGAACUCCCAAUCCCACAAUUCGGAGGCUUCUUCUAGAAUUCAUUGAAGGUGCAAUUAAUACGACGGGUUUUCCGUUUGUGAUUAAGUUGGAUUCUCUCAGUGCUCUGCAUAAUUGGAUGAGAUGUCAAAAAUGGCUGUUGGUCGGUUGUGUUCACUUUGUGUGUUGUUAGUUCUGUAAAAAAUGGUGACAGAUUGGGUGGUUGUAGAAUAUUAAGUGGUGAGGUGUCUGUGCUUUUCAUAUGUUAGCAUCUUUCUAACACUAUGCAGGUCAAGAAUCGUAAGCACAUGCCAGGUGAAAUAUUAAUUAAAUGACUCACUCUGUAUAUGGAGGAAAGUGUCUGUGGUUAGCACAAUCCUGCACUCUGCUUUAGACUUACUCGCAAAUUGCAAUGUAAGUAGUUUAUUGACUGAAGGUAAUGACACAGGUUUACUGACUAAA
This is a messenger RNA of Carya illinoinensis, 1375 nucleotides long. RefSeq names its product protein yippee-like At4g27740. The coding region runs from base 598 to 972 and encodes 124 amino acids. The transcript is spliced from 6 exons. The record is from RefSeq and is a predicted model, not a curated record. NCBI's taxonomy places the organism in Eukaryota, Viridiplantae, Streptophyta, Magnoliopsida, Fagales, Juglandaceae.